Messenger RNA from Mustela lutreola (European mink), 23899 nucleotides. RefSeq names its product ectodysplasin A (gene EDA). Lineage: Eukaryota; Metazoa; Chordata; Mammalia; Carnivora; Mustelidae. Gene Ontology annotation, biological process: animal organ development; immune response. Gene Ontology annotation, molecular function: death receptor binding; tumor necrosis factor receptor binding; death receptor agonist activity. The transcript is spliced from 2 exons. Bases 308 to 817 code for a protein of 169 amino acids. The record is from RefSeq and is a predicted model, not a curated record. Gene Ontology annotation, cellular component: membrane.
CCGGUGGUUGGGCGCCUAGGCAGCCUCUUGGGGGAUGGGGCGGGGUCGGCCUGGGCCACCUCCCUCAUUCUCCCCGCGGGCCGAGCCGCCCCUCUCUCCCGCCCCUCCUCCUCCCUUUCCCACCCCUCGGAGUGGAGCUGCACAUGCGGCAGCUCUCUGCUCUGUUCCGCCCAGCCUCCGUUGCUCUGGAACGGGUCCCUGCAGCCCCCAGCCGAUGGCAGGGCAGUAGCCGCCUGUCAGGGGUCCUGAACGGCUGAGGCAGACGCUGCGGCUCCAGGGCCUCAGAGUGUGGGUGUCUCCGGAGGCCAUGGGCUACCCAGAGGUAGAGCGCAGAGAACCUCUGCCCACGGCAGCGCCGCGGGAGCGGGGGAGCAAGGGCUGCGGCUGUCGCGGGGCCCCUGCCCGGGCGGGCGAAGGGAACAGCUGCCGGCUCUUCCUGGGUUUCUUUGGCCUCUCGCUGGCCCUCCACCUGCUGACGUUAUGCUGCUACCUAGAGUUGCGGUCCGAGUUGCGGCGGGAACGGGGAGCCGAGUCCCGCCUUGGCCCCAGCACCCCUGGCACCUCUGGCACCCUGAGCAGCCCCGGUGGCCUUGACCCUGACGGUCCCAUCACCCGCCACUUCAGGCAGCCAUCACCUCAGCAGCAGCAGCCGCUGGAACCGGGAGAAACCACACUCCCCCCACACUCCCAGGACGGGCACCAGCGCGGGUCCUUGAGCACUGACCAGAAGGUGGGCUUGUUCACACUUACCUGCAAUUUGAGACUGAUUGUCCUCCGUGUUCUAGUGAGGAUCAGCGCCCCUGUGGAAUUCUGGUAGAAAUAUGCCGUCUUGCUAGACAACUUCUGAGCAGCAAUUUAAAAAAUCUAUGGAAAUAAACUCACCCUUUGCAUGCCGGUUCUCUUUUUUGGGGGUAGAUAGGAUGAGUGUGAAGUCUAUUCACUACUGCUAGUUUGCGAACAGGAAUCUUACUGAUGGAAUAAUUAAUUACUCAAGAGUAACCUUUCACGAGCAGUUUUGUUUUGUGUGUUUUGUGAUCUUUAUGGUGUUUGUGCCCUUCUUAGCAAACCAUUAGCUUUGGUAGUUGUCUUCCACUUGUUCAGCCCUUUAUUCAACUAAAUUUAGCGAACUUAAAAUAAGUAUUUUCUUAACUACCAUAUUUUGUCCUGUGAAAUUUAAGAGAAGCAAGCAUUCAAGAAUCAUUUUGAGGAGGUUAGGAGACUAAUAGUGAAUUUGUUCCUUUUGGGGAAGAGGGCAAGUUGUGCACAUAAGUUUCUUGGAAUGAGGGGCCCAGGAUUUCUGUAUUUACUACCACAUUCAGAGUCGUCAUUGUGAUACUCUAAACAUCAUUUGUGCUCUUUGACCACCCAUCCUAAGCUGGCAUCACAUUCAUGACAAAACUAUAAUGUUGGGACUGACAUAUCUUCUACAUUGUGCAUUGUAAAGUUACCCUGAGCUGAAAAAUGUCUUGCUAGCAUACUCCAACUUAUAUAACAGCUUAUCAAAGAAGAAAAUCAGUAGACAUGCUUCUCAUACUUGAAACUUUAAACACUGUAGCUAAAUGAUAAUUAACUAGGAUUCUGGCUCCCUUUAUCUAUCCACCCCCGCCCCCACAAUGCCCAGUAGAGAAAUACUUAGCAGCUGAACAUUGAUAUUCUGUGAAAAGAUGAAGUAAUUGAACUUCCUUAGUCAAAUGGUAGCCAAAGCUUUUUGGUAUUUAGGGUGGACAGACCUAUGUUUAUAGACUGAGGAUUAGCAGGACAGCUGCACCCUAGGGCUUCUGUGAUGGUAUGGGACUCUCAGAGGUCUAGAGUGGCAUUUAGUUGCCUGGUAUUUGCAUGGCACUUUGAAUAGUUCUGUCUAGAUUUAAAUACAGCUCCCCAUUUUCUGUCCUUGUGUUUUAAUCUUUUGGAGCAGUGAAAACAAGCAUACUGGCUCUUUACAUUUGCUGGCAUCAGUUGGAGUCUCGGAUUUUUAGAAUUGUGAGGGGCCAUGUGAGUCCAUUUUGUUUGAUCCCCUUGGAUUGCACAGAGGCCCUGAGGUAGGGGGAAUGAUUUGUCCAAGAUCAAAUGAUUUGACCAUACAAUGAUUUGACCCUACAACUAUGGUCAAUGGUAAAAGGGAAGUUGGUCUCUUGAUUCCCAGUUCAAGAAAGUUUGUUUGUUCCCCUGUAGCAUACAUCCCUGGAAGCCUUCUGGGAGAAAGAGGGAUGGAGCUCCAUAGUACAAUUCUUGCAAUGUAGAGGGCUCAGAUUUGCAUCAGUUUCUUUUACUCCACCUGUAUUUUAGCCAAAGUUUAACGUGUUUUCCAUACUCUUCCUGAAGAUAACUUUCAGGAGAAUUGAAGUAUACUUUAAAGGAAUUUUAGCCCAGAUUCAAAUUAUGAUUCUCUUGAGGAUAUUAGUUUUAGUAUACCUCCCAUUCCUCCACCCCCCGCAAGAAAAAAAAAAAAAAAAAGGAAAAGUUGAUUGGCUAUUAGAGUUAAAUUGAUACUGCUACAUCUUGGGUAAAAUUUCUAGGGCCCUGGUGCACCCUCUGCUGGCUUUGCAGGGACAUUUAAUUGCAGUAUCUGCUGACAGUCAAGAUUCUAAGUUGUGCUGACAGAUUCUGAUUCAUAAUCAAGGAAGUAAACAGCCUUGUGGGAUUUGGCCACGUAGGUCACAUUUUUAUAUCUUAGUUUUUCAACAUGAACAGCUGCUGUUACAUCAACUCUUAGAUGGAGAGGAAGAAAGAUAAAAAUAUACACCCUUCAGUGGGCGGAACAUUCAGGUUUCUCACCAGUUUAUUUGCAAGGAGUAAUGAAAAUAAAUGAAAUGAAAAUAAACUAAUGAAAAUAAAUUGCAGAAAGAUCUCAGACCAAGUGGACAAAACAGAGGCACUUCAUUUUAUAAGGUCAUACAAACAUAUCCAUGUUUGUGAGAAGAUGGGCUCAGUUAUGACUCAAAAAAGAUCUAGAAAUCACUGAGGAGGUUCAUCUAUACCUCUCAAUUUAAAAACAUUUAAAACAAGAUACAGAGGAAAUUAGGGCAGUCGGGAUACAAAGCAGAUGUAUCAGCCAAGUUCUCCCAGGGGAUUGUUAGAAAAGCCUCCCCAGUGGGGACACUGCUAAUGAAAAAGAGUGAGAGGGUCCCCUCAGACCUUUUGGAAUCAUAACGGUAUCCUUCAGCUGGAGUAGCUGAGGAGUAACCUGUAGGUUCAUCCAGCUACUCACUGAAGAAGACCUAGGGACAUCUCACCAACUUCUGAGUCAGACAGUACACAAUAUGAUUGUUACAGUAAAAAAUGAAAAUCACUGUUGAUCAUUCUGUGAAGAAGUUGGCCCAGUUGUGAUUGUGGUCUUCAAAGCCAAUAAUAUGAUAGACAUCAGCAGGAAGGAUGUUGAAAAUGAUGACAAAACAAAACCCUUAUCUUUUCCACCUAAAAGACCAAAAGUGGAUUUGCAUCCAUAAUCAUGUAGGAAAUUCUGGCGCCUGCUUCUCAAAAAAAACCCAUCACCUGAUAAAAGUCCCUAGAAACUCAAUUAAAUUGAUCAAAAGGAUAGAGGGAUUUUCUAGUUGUUGUUGUUUUUCCGGUCUGGAGAGAGAGAGGAUUAAGGGAGGGAUAUGAUCAAAGUCUACAAAACCAUGAGGCAGAUGAAUAAGGUUAAUAUAUUGGUAUAAUUUAACAGUUUAGCUCAAUAAAUAGCCUGCUUUUAGCCAGACACUACGUCAGCUAUGAGAUAUCUUAUAAUGGUUGAGAGUUUAUUUUGGAAUAGAGGCAAGUAAAAGUAGUAUCUCAUUCAAAUGAUUGCCCUAAGAGAUCAUCUAAACUGGAACUCUAAGAUUUAGGAAGUGUUUAGAAAAAUAUAUAUGGGUAGAUUAAUGAGGAUUUAUUUGGGACCAUUGGGGAUAUUUGGAAAAUGUUCCUAAUUAUUUGAAAUGAUGACAUAGAAAUCAACUUUAUCUUUCCACAAAACAUUUCUUGGUUUAACUAGAUAGGACAUUAGUGUAUACAAAUUUUACAUUACUUAUUAAGGCUGGUUGAUCAAGAAAAUGACUAGGAGUCAUUAAGUCCAAGAACUUUUUUAGGGGCAUGGAAUCCAGAUAAAAUACCUUUCUAUAGGUUUAAAUCUAGAGUUUAAGGUGUGACAUUCAUGGUUUUUGAUCAACUAGCUCCAUUAUUCCUAUCCCGUUCUCACUAAUUCUACUCCUGCAACCCACCUACCAUAUCUUGUCUUAGGAUCAUUCUCUAGUUGUUAUUGCUGUUUUUUGGUUUAAUAACUCUUGUGUCUUUAUAUAGAACUCUUCAGAAAUCUGCCUCCUUUUUUGUCUUUUUCCACAGUACCUGACUCAUUGCUAGUUAUUAAGGUAUUUUAAUACUUGUUGAGUUAAAUAUUAUGUUGGGCCUUUGGAGAUAGUCAUGUGAAACAAAGACAUUUUCUCUGUAACAAGCCCACUUUCCUCAGGUCUUGCUAAUAAGCCUGUGUCAGCUUUGCUUAGGUGAGUAAAUUGUUCCACUGGCAAUGUUUCAUUGGUUUCUAGAAUUACUAGAAAGUAAAAUAGAAAGGAGCCCUAACCACAUUACCUUCAAAGUGGUGCAGAAAGCUUUCUGUGAUACAUCAUUUGAUGUUUUAUUUUGUUUUUAAUUCUCACCUCUUUCUCUCUUAGAUUUUGUGAAAAAAUAAUUUAUAAUUUAUCUGUAAAUGCCUUAUAGGAAAGAUCUCCUUAUAAUAGAGAGCUUCUGAAGCCACUUAAUCCCCAAAAACAUUAUCAAGAAAACCAUUUGUCUUGCCUGUUAGGGUGGCCCCCAGAGACGACCAACUUUACCUAUUGUACUUAGCUGUUCAUUUUUUUCUGUAUUUCCCCCACUUUUAUAUUGAAGUGUACUUCUUUAUAUUGAAGUAUUGCAUAUAUACAGAAAGGGUAACAAAUGAUAUAGUUUGAUGAAUUAUUACACAGUGAACACACUGAUAUUACCAAAACCCAGGUUAAGAAAUAGAACUAUCAUUUCACAACCCCCACAUGCUCCAUUCCUAUCAUUGUACCUUUCCCCUCCAAAGUUAAUGACUAUCUUGACUUCUAACAUCAUAGAUUAGUUUUACCUAUUUUGAGCCUGAUGUAAGUAAAAUCAAACAAUAUAUAUUUUGCAGGGGGUCUGUUUUUUUUUCCUCAACCCUGUGUUAUCCAUGUUGCAUAAAGCCAUAAUUUUUUAUUUGUAUUUUUGUAUAUUAUUCCCAUGUUUGAAUAUACUACAGUUUAUUUAUUUGACUGAUAAUAUUUGGAUUGUUCCUUGUUUGGGUUAUUGUAAGUAAUGAUGUUAUGAAUAGUAUCAUACCAACCUUUUGUUUAUAUGUACUUGAAUUUCUUUUGAGUAUAUACCUAGGAUUAGAAUUUUUGGGAUGUAGGGAAAACAUAUUUUCAAAUUUAUUGAUAAUGAUAGUUUUUCUAAGUGAUUAUACCAAUUUAAAUUCCACCAGAAGUAUAUGAGAAUUCUAGUUGUUCCACAUUCUUGUUAACACUUGUUAUUAUCACCCUUUUAAAUUAUAGCUAUUCUGGUAGAUGGGUUUAUAAUACUAUCUUAUUGUAAUUUUAAUUGCCAUUUCUCAGAAUCUGAUUAAUGAAGUUCAACUCUUUUUCAUAUGUUUAUUAUCCAUUUGGAUAGAUGCUUCUAUGGAGUACCUGUACAAGUAUUUUGCUCAUUUUUAAAAAUUGGAUUAUUUGUCCUUUUUUUGUAAAUUUAUAGGAAUUCUUUAUAUACUCUGGCUAUGAACCAUUUUUGCAUUUUUUAUGUUGCAAGCCCUUCCCAAAUCUCUUCAUAGCAUUCUUUGAGGAACAGACAUUUUAAAUUUUAAUGCAUCUAUAGGUUUUCAUUAUUUUCCUUUAUGACUGGUGUUUUUUAUGUUUCCUUUAAGUAGUAUUUUCCUACCUUUAGAUAAUGUAGAUAUUCUAUGUUAUCUUUUAGGAGCUUUAUAUUUUUGACAUUCACAUUUAGAUCAACAAUCCAUCUGGAAUUGAUUUAUGUGUAUAGUGAGAUAUCAGGGGCCAAGCUUUAUGUUUUCCAUAUAGACAUUCUACUGACCCAGGCCAUUUAUUAUAAGGAAUGUCUUUUUCUUCACUUCUUUACAAUGUCAUCUUUGUCAUAAGUUGUCUGCAUAUGUGCAAGAUUGAUUCUGAACUGUUUGUUCUGUUCUAUUAGUCUAUUUGCCAUUGUAACACUACCAUAGCCUUAAUUACUGGACUUUAUAAUAAGCUCUUGAUAUCUGGUAAAGCAAGUCCUUCCACCUUGUUUCUCUUCUUUAAAAGUAUCCUGGAUGUUCUUGGCCCUUGGCAUUUCUCUAUAUAUUUUAGAACCAGCUUAUCAUAUUCCACAAAAGAGAGUAAUUUUAAAGGGAAUGAUGUCAGCAAGAUGGUAGAUUAGGAAGUCCUGAACCCUUCUCCCUGCCCCCAACACACUUAUUUAGCAGUGAUUCAAGGAAAAAUUCCCUUUGUGAGAAAUUAAGGGACUAAUUGAAAGGCUCCUAUACCUGGGGUGAAUAUAAAACCAAACUCACUGAUAUCAGCAGGGAGAUUUGGGACACCCUCUCACCAGAGUACCUGCUACCAACUCAGGGGCCAUAUGAUGAACAGAGACCCCCCUAGCUUCUAGCUUCUCCCAGGGGAGGGAAGGAGUUCUUCCAGCACUCCCAAGUUUUCAGAGGACUGACUUCUGUCUUGCCAGUCUUGAAACUCUGAAUGGCCUGCCUAGGAGAAAAUAGACAGUGUCUUGGGCUGGUAGAUAUCAUAGAUCAUCCCUCCUGCUGAGUACAGAGCAAGAAGACAAAAAAAUGCCAACUCUCAAUAUUUCCUUGGAGAAGAAAAGUUUAUCUGUGCAUCUGGUGCUCCAAUUUCUCCAGGGCUGCCCCAAGAACUGGCAUCUGACUUGUCAGUCCACGAGUGCAAGGAUCUGGCACAGUCUAGUUAUGGAGGUGAACAGAAAUGAUGGCUAGGACUUAUAGAUGCCAUAGUUCCUCCCACCCUGCUCAUCAGAGUGUGUAGAUGAAACAUUUUUAGUGUUUAGCUUACUUAUGGAGAUGGAAGAGCUGAUUUCUGGUUUCAGUGCCACAACUUCUGCAGGGUUGCCCAAAGAUCUGGCAUCUGUAUUGCCAGUUUGGAUCUCUGAUGGGUCUGGCAUAGUCUAGCUAUCUGGGGAAGAAUGGAGAUGGCAGUUUGGACUGGUAAAUGGAUAGCUACUCUACUCUGUACAGAGUAAAGAGAAAAAGCCACUGCUGCUUGCUUCUCUUUGGGGAGGGAAAGAAUUGAUAGAAGUAACCAGAAUCUCUGAUUGGUGAAGUUCUUUUAUACAAGACCAAUCCACAGAGCUUAGGAGAGAUGUUUUCUUUGUGUAAUGUGUAGACACCAACAUGGAGAGUCAAUGAAAAUGAAAAAUCAAGGAUUCCUGGGUGGGUCAGUCAUUGGGUGGCUGCCUCCAGCUCAGGUCAUGAUCCUGGGGCCCUAGGAUUGAGCCCCAUAUCAGACUCCCUGCUCAGUGGGAAGCCUGCUUCUCUCUCUCCCACUCCAGCUGCUUGUGUUCCCUCUCUCUCACUGUCAAAUGAAUAAAUCUUUAAAAACAGAAAAUGAAAAAUCAGCAAAGAUGUUCCACACAAAGGAAAUAUAUGUCCAGAUACUGACCCUAAUGAAAGACUUAUGAAAUAUAUUUGACAAAAUUAAAAAAUGACAUUAUAAAGAUGCUCACCUCAAUAUCAAGGGAACAGUGCAUAAAUACAGAAUUCUAACAAAGAGGAAAUAAAACCAAACAGAAAAUAUGGAGUUAUAAAACACAAUAAUCAUGAGCAGGAUUCAACAGCAGAUUAGUUAAAGCAGAAGGAUCAGUGAACUAAGAUUGGUCUUUGGAAAUAAUUCAGUCAGUGGAGCAAAAAGAAAAAAAAAGAAAAAUAGUGAGAAAGCUUAAGAAACUAUGGGACACCAUUAAGCAGAACAUUAUAGGCAUUAGGGAAAUCCCAGAAAGAGAAGAGAGGAGAAAAGUCCAGAAAGCUUAGUCAAAGAAAUAAUGGCUGAAAACUUCCCAAAUCUGGGAAAGGAAAUGAACAACCAAAUUCAAGAAGCCCAAAGAUUACUAAAUAAAUAAACCCAGAGAAAGCCAUACCAAGACACAUUAUACUCAAAUUAUUAAAAAUAAAAAAAAAUUUUGAAAGCAUCAAAAGAAAACCAACUUAUCAUAAACAAGAUAGCUCCCCCUAGGACUAUCAGGAAAUGAUUUAGCAGAAAUCUUGCAGACUCAAGGGAGUGGGAUAAUAUAUCCGAAGUGCUGACGGUGGGGGGGAGCCCUACCAACCAAGAAUAUAAUACCUGCCAAAGCUGUCCUUAAAAAUAACAGAUACAGGGGCAGCUAGGUGGCUCAGUGGGUUAAGAUUCUGCUUUUGGCUCUGGUCAUGGUCUCUGGGUCCUGGGAUCAAACCCUGCAUCAGCUCUCUGCUCAGCAGGGAGCCUGCUUCCUCCUCUCUGUCUGCCUACUUGUGAUCUCUCUGACAAAUAAAAUCUUUUUAAAAAUAAUAGAUAUGGACAUUCCUAGAAAAAUAAAAGCUGAGGAAAUUUAUCAUCACUUAGACCUGACUUACAUGAAAUGCUACAGGGAGUUUAUUAACUUGAAAGGAUACUAAAGAGCUCUGUGAUAGCAUAAAAAAGUAUGAAAGUUAUUGGUAAAACUAAAUAUAUAGACAUAUACAGAAUACUGUAUUACUGUAGUGGUUGAAGAUAAGUCACUUUUAUUUCUGGUAUAAAAGUUAAAUGGCAAAAUUAUUAAAAAUAACCAUUAAAAGUUACACAAUAUGAAAAAAACAUAUAAUAUGGAUAGGUGUAGGAUGUGACAAAAAUAAUAGUGUAUGAGAAAUGUUCGCUUGUAGAGUUUUUGUAUGCAAUUGAACUUAAGUCAUCAGCUUAAAAUAGACUUAUAAAAAAAUUAGAGCAUAUUAAUACAAAAACAAAGGAAGGUAGCAAGAGAGACAAUAAAGACAAAAGAAUCUCAAGACUAAUGGGAAACAACUAACAAAAUGGCAAUGGUAAAUCCUUCCCUAUCAAUAAUUAUUUCAAAUGUAAAUACACAAAACUCCUCCAAUCGAAGAUAUAUAGUGGCCAAAUGGAUAUAGUGGCCAAAUAGUGGCCAAGACCCAGUCAUGUUUUUCUACAAAAAAACUCACUUUAGAUUCAAGGAUACGCAUAGACUGAACAUAAAAGAAUAGAAAAAUCAUGUGGUAUUUGUCUUUCUCUGACUGGCUUAUUUCGCUUAGUGUAAUACUCUCUAGCUCCAUCCUUGUCAUUGUAAAUGAUUGCAGUCAUGGAAUUUAAGAAACAAAACAAAUGAACAAAGAGGAAAAAAAGUAAACCAAGAAAUAAAUUCUUAAUUAUAGAGAACAAACUGAUGGCUACCAGAGGGAAGUAGGUGUGGGUGGGUUAAGUAGGUAAUAAGGAUUAAGGAGUGCACUUGUGGUGAGCACUGCAUGAUGUAUGGAAUUGUUGAAUCACUAUAUUGUAUACCUUAAUACUACUCUGUAUGUUAACUUAAAGAAUAAACUAGAAGAAUAAUAAAAAAAAGCUAGUCCAUGCAAGUGAUAAACAGAAGAGAGCAGAAUUGGCUGUACUUCAGACAAAAUAAACUUUUAAAACUAUCAGAAGAGGCAAAGAAGGAUAUUAUAUAAUGAUAAAAUGGUCCAUUCAGCAGGAUGAUAUAGCAGUUGUAUAUGCACUAGCAUCAGAAAACCUAAACAUAUAACACAAAUAUUGACAGAACCAAAAGGGGGAAUAGACAGCAAUACAAUAAUAGUAGAAAACAUCAAUGCAGGGCACCUAGGUGGCUCAGUCAUUAAGCAUCUGCCUUUGGCUCAGGUCAUGAUCCCAGGGUUCUGGGACUGAACCCUGCAUCAGGCUCUCUGCUUGGCAGGAGACCUGCUUCUCCCUCUCCCAUUCCCCCUGUUUGUGUUCCCUCUCUUACCGUUUCUGUCAAAUAAAUAAAAUCUUGAAAAAAAAAAAAACACUGCUUUAGUUCCAGUAAUGGAUAGAAGAUCUAGAGAGAAGAACAGUAAGGAAACAGAGGACUUCAACAACCGUAUAGACCAAAUGGACCUAACCUGCAGAAAAUUCUGUGCAACAGCAUAAUACAUAUUUUCACAAACACAUGUUCUAGAAAAGAUAACAUAUCAGGUCACAAAACAAGUCUUAAUAAAUUUAAGAAGAUUGAAAUCAUGCUUUGUAUCUACUCUGAACAGAAUAGAAUGAAACUAGAAAUCAAUAGCAGAAAGAAAACUGGAAUAUUCACAAAUAUGUGGAAAUUAAACAGCAAACUCUUAACCAUUGGGUCAAAAAAGAAAAGAAAUGAGAAAAUACCUCAAGAAAAACAAAACACAGGGGCAGCUGGGUGGCUCAGUGGGUUAAAGCUUCUGCCUUCAGCUCAGGUCAUGAUCCCAGUGUCCUGGGAUCAAGCCCCACAUUGGGCUCUCUGCUCAUUGGGGAGCUUACUUCCUCCUCCCUCUCUCUCUGCCUGCUUGUGAUCUCUGUCAAAUAAAUAAAAUCUUAAAAAAAAUUCAACCUACCAAAACAUAAGGGAUGCAGCAAAAGUAGUAUUAAGAGAGAAGUUAAUAACAAUAGAUGCCUACAUUAAAAAAGAGGAAAGAUCUGAAAUAAAUGAGAUAACUUUAGGGAGCUAGGAAAAAACAAUCCAAAGCUGAAAGAAAGAAGGAAAUAAGGAUUAGAGCAGAAAUAAGCAAAAUAGAAGAUAGAAAAAUUGACAAGAGUUUUUUCAAAUGAUAAGUGACAGCCCCUAUCUAGACUAAAUUCAAACAACAAAGCCCUCAAAAUCAGAAAUGAAAGAACAGCUUUGGUGAGUGCUGUGAGGUGUGUAAACCUGGUGAUUCACAGACCUGUACCCCUGGGGAUUAAAACAUGUUUAUAAAAAAUAAAAAAUUAAAAAAUUGAAAGAACAUUACAACUGAUGGCACAGAAAUAAAAGAAGGAUCCUAAGAGACUACAAUGAACAAUUAUAUGCCAAAAAUGGGGUAAUCUAGAAGAAAUGAUAAAUUCCUAGAAACAUGCAACCUACUAAGACUAAAUCAUGAAGAAUUAGUCUGAACAUACCAGUACCUCAUUUAGAGAUUGAAUCAGUAAUCAAAAAGGGCACAAGGAAAACACCAGGACCAGGUGGCUCCACUAAUGAAUUCUACCAAACAUUGAGGGAAAUACCAGGCUUUCUCAAACUCCUCCAAAAAACUGAAGAGCAGGAUCACUUCUAAAGUUAUUUUAUGAGAUCAACAUUACCCUAAUACCAAAGCAAGACAAAGACAACAGAAGGAAAGAAAACUACAGACCAGUAUCCCAAUGACUAUAAAAUACAAAAAUCUUCAGCAAAAUACUAGCAAACUGAAUCCAACAGCACAUCGAAAGGAUCAUACAUGGGAUGCCUAUGUGGCUCAGUCAGUUAAGUGUCUCCUUUCAGCUCAGGUCAAGAUCCCAUGGUCCUGGUAUCAAGUCCCACAUCAGGCUCCCUCCUCAGUAGGGAGUCUGCUUCUGCCACUGCUUGCUGUUCUCCCUGCUUGUGCUCUGUGGCUUGCUCUCUAACAAAUAAGUAAAUAAAAUCUUUAAAAAAACAAAAAGGAUCAUACACCAUGACCAAGUAGAACUUAUUCCUGAGAUGUAGGGAUGAUUCAACAUACAAAAACCAGUUAAUGUGAUACAAUACAUUAACAGAAUAAAAGAUACAAAUCACAUUAUCUCAAUAGAUGCAUAAAAAUCAUUUGACAAAAUUUAUACUUUUAUUAUAAAACUCUCAACAAACUAGAAAUAAGAGUAAAAUACCUCAAAAUAAUUAAAACAGUAUAUGGAAAGCCCACAUCUAACAUACUCAAUGCUGAAAAACUAAAAGCUCUUCCUCUAAGAUUUAAAACAAGACAAGGAUGUUCACUCUCUAUUUCUAUUUCUAUUCAACAUAGUAUUAGGAGUCCUAGUUAGAGCAAUUAGGCCAGGAAAAAAAAGCCAUCCAAUUAGAAGGGAAAAUGUAAAGUUAUCUUUGUUUGCAGAUGUCAUGAGUAAACAAAUUCAAAAAAAUUGCAGGGUACUGAGUCAACAUACAAAAAUGAGUUGCAUUUCUUUUUUAAAAAAACUCUUUGUCAGAAGAGUCCACCUACAAGCAGGGGGAGUGUCAGGCAGAGGGAGAAACGGGCUCCCCACUUAGCAGGGAGCCCAAUAUGGGACUCAAUCCCAAGACCCUGGGAUCAUGAACUGGGCCAAAGGCAGAUGCUUUACCAACUGAGCUGCCCAGCAUCCUUCAGUUGUAUUUCUAUGCACUAAAAAUGAACUAUCUGAAAAUGAAGUAAAACAAUCCCAUUUACAAUAGCACUGGAAAGAAUAUAACAUUUAGGAAUAAACUAAGGAGGCAAAAGAUGUCUAUACUGAAAACUACAAGGCAUUGAUAUAUUUAAAAAGAAACACACAAAAAAUGGAAGCACAUCCCAUGUUUUUGGAUUGGAAGACUAUUGUUUAAAUGUCCAUACCACAAAAAUCAAUCUACUGAUUCAAUGAAAUCCCUAUUAAUAGUGUAAUGGUAUUUUCCACAGAACCAGAACAAACCUAAAGUAUUUGCAGAAUAAAAGACCACAAAUGUCCAGUUUAAGGAAGAACAAAACUGGAGGCAUCACAUGUUCUGUUAUCAAACGAUAUUACAAAGCUUUAAUCAUCAAAACAAUAUAGUGUUAAAACACAAAUGUUGGUGAGAAUGUGGAGAAAAAGGAACACGUGUGCCCUGUUGGUGGGAAUGCAAACUGGUGUAGCCACUUGAAAAAAGUAUGGAGGUUCCUCUAAAAGUUAAAAAUAGACCUAUCAUCUAGCAAUAAUACUACUGUGUAUUACCCAAAGAAUGCAAAAAUAAUAAUUCAGAGGAAUACAUGCACUCCACCAUUUACAGCAGCAUUAUCUACAAUAGCCAAAUUAUGGAAAGAGCCCAAAUAUCCAUUGACCGAAGAAUGGGUAAAGAGGAUGUGAGAUAUUUACUUAUAUAUAUAAUGGCAUAGUACUCAACCAUAAAAAAGAAUGCAACCUUUCCACUUGCAACAACAUGGAUGGAAGUAGAGAGUAUUAUACUAAGUGAAUUCAGUCAAAAAAAGACAAAUACCAUAUGAUUCCACUAAUAUGUGGAAUUUAAGAAAUAAAUGAGCAAAGGGUCAAAAAGAGAUAAACCAAGAAACAGACUCUUAACUAUAGAGAACAAACUGAAGGGUGCUAGGAGGGAGGUAGGUGGGAAGAUGGGUUAAAUAGGUGAUGGGGAUUAAAGAGUGCACUUGUGAUGAGCACCAGGUAUUGUAUGGCAGUGUUGAAUCACUCACUAGCUUUUACACCUGAAACUACUACACUAUAUGUUAACGAACUAGAAUUUAAAUGAAAACAUAAAAAAUAGAAUUAGCACAUGAUUCAGUAAUUCCACCACUGGGUGUUUACCCAAAGAAUACAAAAAAACUAAUUCAGAAAGAUAUAUGCACCCCUAUAUUUAUUGAAGCAUUAGUUAAAAUAGCCAAAUGAUGAAAGCAACCCUAGUGUCCAUUAAUAGAUGAGCAGAUAAAAAAGAUGCAGUAUACACACAUACACACACAAACACACAGAGAGAAUAUUACUCAGCCAUAAAAAAGAAUGAAAUCUUGCCAUUUGCAAUGACAUGGAUGGAUCUAGAGGAUAUAAUGCUAAGUGAAAUAAAUCAGAGAAAGACAUACCAUAUGAUCUCACUUUGGAAUUUAAGAAACGAAUCAAAUGAACAAAGGAAAGAGACAAAGAGACAGACUCCUGACUAUAGAGAACAAAUUGAUGGUUACAAUAGUGGAGAUGGGUGGGAAAUGAGUGAAAUAGGUGAAGGAGAUCAAGGGUACAUUUGAGUCUUGAGUAAUGUAUAAAAUUAUUGAACUAUAUUGUACACCUGAAACUAAUAACACUGUUAACUAUAUUGUAAUUAAAAUAUUUUUUUUGAAGUAUGGUGUUGGCCUAAAGACAGGCAUUUAGGCUAAUCAAACAGAAGAGAGAUCCCCGAAAUAAAUCUGUCUGUAUAUGGUCAAGUAAUCUUUGGAGAGGGUGCCAUGAGUAUACCGUGGGGAAUGGAUAGUAUCUUCAACAAAUAGUGUUGGGAAAACUGGAUGUUCACAUGCAAAAGAAUGAAGUUGGACCCUUAUCCACAAAAAAUAACUGAAAAGUGAUUAAAAAGUAAAGUGUAAGACCCAAAGCUGUAACACUCCUAGAAGAUCACAUGGGAAAUAGCUUCAUGAAAUUAAUCUUGGCGGUGAUUCUUGGUUAUGACACCAAAAGCACAAGAAUAAAAAAUUAAGUGGGACUACAUCAAAUUACAAAGCUUCUGCAGAGUGAAUAGUCAACAGAGUAAAAGCAAUGUACAGAAUGGGAGAAAAUAUUUGCAAACUAUAUAUCUGAUAAGGGAUUAAUCUCUAAAUAUAUGUAAGAAACUCCUGUAACUAAUAGCAAAAAACAAAUUAUAGAAUUAAAAAACAGGCUAAGGACUUAAAUAGACAUUUGUCCAAAAAGAACAUGUAAAUGGUCAGCACAUAUAUGAAAAAUGCUCAAUAUCAAUAAUUGCCUGGGAAAUGAAGAAACCACAAUGGAAUACUACCUCACACCUGCCAGAAUGGUUAUUAUCAGAAAGAAGAUAGGGAAAAACUGGAACCUUCUUAUUGUUGGUAAGCAUGUAAACUGGUGCAGUCACUAUGGAAAACAGGAUGGAAGUUUCUCAAAAAAUUAAAAAUAGAAAUACCACAUCCAGAUUUGGGUUUUUUAUCCAAAAGAAUUGAAAUCAAGAUUUUGAGGGACAUUUGUACUACCAUGUUCAUUGCAGCACUAUAUACAAUAGCCAAGAUGUGGAAAUGAUCUAUCUGUCAAUUCAUAAGUGGAUAAAGCAAGUGUGUGUGCGUGUGUGUGUAUGAUAGAAUACAAUUCAGUCUUGAAAAAAAGGGAGAAUCUGCAAUAUAUGACAACAUGGAUGAAACUUGAGGAAUAUGUUAAGUGAAAUAAGCCAGUCACAUAAAGACAAAUACUGCAUGAUUCCACUUAUCUGAGGUUAAAAAAAAAAAAAAAGGGAGUGGAAUGAUGGGUGGGGGUAAAUAUGGAGUUACUAAUCAAUAGGCAUUAAGUUUAGUUUAAGCAAGGUAUGUUCUAGAGAUGUUCUGUACAUCAUUAUAUCUAUAAUCAACAAUGGCAUGCUUAAAAUUUCAUUAAGAGGGUAGAUCAUAUGUUAAGUGUUCUUACUACAAUAAAGUAAAAUUAAGGAAAAAACUUCUCCAGAGGGGCACCUGGGUGGCUCAGUCAUUAAGUGUCUGCCUUUAACUCAGGUCAUGACCCCUGGGUCCUGAAAUUGAGCCCCACAUUGGGCUCCUUUCUUGGCAGGAAGCCUGCUUCUCCCUCUCCCACUCCCUCUGCUUGUGUUCCCUCUCUCAAUGUGUCUCUGUCAAAUAUUUUUUAAAAAUCCUUCUGAGAUUUUAAUUUUGAUUACACUGAAUCUAAAAAAUCUGGGGGAACAUAUUUUUACAGUAUUGAGUCUUCUAAUACCUAAAUAUGGAAUAUGCCUUCACUUAUUUAGGUCCUUAAUUUUGCUUCACAAUAUUUUAUAGUUUAAUGUGUGGAACUCUUAUACAGCUUUCAUUGUAUUUAUUCCAAGGUAUUUGGUAUUUUUGAAGCCAUUUAAAGAUUUUAUUUAUUUGUUUGACAGAGACCCAGCAAGAGAGGGAACACAAGCAGGGGGAGUGGGAGAGGGAGAAGUGGGCUUCCCACUGAGCAGGGAGCCUGAUGCAGGGCUUGAUCCCUGGAUUCCAGGAUUAUGACCUGAGGUGAAAGCACACGGUUGAUGACUGAGCCACCCAGGCGCCCCUUGAAGCCAUUUUAAAUGAUAUCUACACUUAAUGCCAUAUCUAUCACCAAAGUCCCACUUCGGGAAUGAAAGACCUAUUCCAUCAACUGCUGAGAGUGCUGUUAGAAGACCUCUCAGUUGACAGUCCCCUUUUGAAUUAGUCUUUGUGGAAGAAAACUGUCUCAUCCAUUGAGAUGCCACCUUUCAGGACAUCCUACACCAAAUGACUGAUCAGUUAGGAGGUAUGAAUGCUUGACUUUCCCCCUAAUUCAGGAAAACUUUGAAGGACCAUACCAGCUCCAGAGCUCCCUAUGACUUUGCCUAUGGCCUUUUGGAAAUUGCUUUUUUCCUUUCUCUUGCACAUGUUGAACUUCCCUUUCUCUUGCACAUGUUGAACUUCCCCAAAUUAGGAAACAAAAGUCCCGUAUGGUAAUCCAUGUCUCUCAGUCUGCUUCAUAGGAAAACCAACCUGGGACUAUAUUAUUUUAAAAUCUCAUUUUUAGGGAUGCCUGGGUGGCUCAGUUGGUUAAGUAGCUGCCUUCGGCUCAGGUCAUGAUCCCAGCAUCCUGGGAUGGAGUCCCACAUCGGGCUCCUUGCUCAGCAGGGAGCCUGCUUCUCCCUCUGCCUCUGCCUGCCUCUCUGUCUGCCUGUGCUCGCUCGCUCUCUCUCCCUCUAUCCCUGACAAAUAAAUAAAAUUUUUAAAAAAUUUAUUAAAAAAAUCUCAUUUUUAAAUUGCUUCUGGCUGAUGCUUAGAAACAUAUUUUAUAUAUUGGCUUGGUAUCUGGAAUCUUGCUGAACUCAUUAAUCCUAAUAAGUUAUGUGUAGGCUCUUUUUUUUCCUGCAUACAUUAUUAUAUUAUUUUUGACAAAUGACAAGUUACAUUUUUUUCUUUUCCAAUAUUUGUACUUGAAAAUUUUUUCUUACCUUAUUGUACAGAGCUUUCAGAACGAUGUCCAAUAGAAUUAGUGAUAGUAGGCAUCCUUAUCCUGUUCCCAAUCUCAGGGAAAAGCUUUUAAAAUUUUACCAUUAGGUAUGAUGUUUGUUGUAGGUUUUUUGUUGUUGUUGUUGUUCUUUUUUCUGGACCAGAUGGACCUCAUAGAUAUAUACAGAACAUUCCACCCUAAAACAACAGGAUAUUUAUUCUCCUUGAGCACACAUGGAACUUUCUCCAGAAUAGACCACAUUCUGGGUCACAAAUCAGGCCUCAACCAAUAGAAAAAGAUCGAGAUUAUGCACUGCAUGUUCUCAGACCACAAUGCUUUGAAACUGGAACUCAAUCACAAGAAAAAGUUUGGAACAAAUUCAAACACUUGGAAGCUAAAAACCAUGCUGCACAAGAAUGUUUGGGCCAAUCAGGAAAUCAAAGAAUAUAAACAGUUCAUGGAAACCAAUGAGAAUGAAAACACACCAGUCCAAAACCUGUGGGAUAUGGCAAAGGUGAUCCUAAGGGGGAAAUCCUUAGCCAUCCAAGCCUCACUCAAAAAAAAAAAAAAAAAAAUCCCAAUAUACAAAUUCUCAUUAUACCUUAAAGAACUGGAAGAUCAACAGCAAAUUAAGCCUAACCCACGCACAAGAAAGGAAAUAAUUAAGAUUAGGGCAGAGAUCAAUGAAUUAGAAACCAGAGAUACAGUAGAACACAUCAAUGAAAUUAGAAGCUGGUUCUUUGAAAGAAUAAGAUGAAUAAACUACUGCCCAGACUAAUCCAAAAGAAAAGAGAAAGGGCCCAAAUAAAAUUAAAAAUGAAAGAGGCGUGGUGAUCAGGACUAACACCAAUGAAAUGGAAACAAUCAUCAGAAACUAUUAUCAAGAGCUAGAUGCCAAAAAGUUAGGCAACCUGGAAGAAAUGGAUGCAUUCCUGGAAACCUAUAAAUUUCCAAGGCUGAAACAGGAAGAAACUGACAACCUGAAUAGACCAAUAACCGGUAAUCAGAUUGAAGUAGUGAUCAAAAAUCUCCCCAAAAACUAGAGCCCAGGAACUUAUGGAGUCCCUGGGGAAUUCUGUCAAUCAUUCAAAGAAGAAAUAAUACCCGUUCUCCUGAAGCUGUUUAAAAACAGAAACAGAAGGAAAACUUCCAGAUUCUUUCUAUGCGGUCAGCAUUACCUUGAUCCACAAACCAGGCAAAGACUCCAUCAAAAAGGAGAAUUUCAAACCAAUAUCCCUCAUGAUAAUGGAUGCCAAGAUUCUCAACAUGAUCCUAGCUAAUAGGAUCCAACAGUACAUUAAAAGUAUUAUCCACCAUGACCAGGUGGGAUUUAACCCUGGGAUGCAAGGAUGGUUCAACAUUUGCAAGUCAAUGAAUGGGAUAGAACAAAUUAAUAAGAGAAGAGAGAAGAACCACAUGGUCCUCUCAAUUGAUGCAGAAAAAGCAUUUGACAAAAUAAGCAUCCAUUCCUGAUUAAAACUCUUCAGAGUAUAGGGAUAGAGGGAACAUUCCUCAAUUUCAUAAAAUCCAUCUAUGAAGCCCCACUGGAAAUAUCAUUCUCAAUGGGGAAAAGCUGAGAACCUUUCCCUUAAGAUCAGGAACAUGACAACGAUGCCCACACUCACCACUAUUGUUCAACAUAGUACUAGAAGUGCUAGCAAUAGCAAUCAGACAACAAAAAGAAAUAAAAUUUAUUCGGAUUGGCAAAGAAGUCAAACUCUCUCUCUUCACAGACAACGUGAUACUUUAUGUGGAAAACCCAAAAGAUUGUACCCCCCAAAUUACUAGAACUCAUACAACAAUCCAGUAAUGUGGCAGGUUACAAAAUCAAUGCACAGAAAUCAGCUGCUUUCUUUACACUAACAAUGAAACUCUAGAAAGGGAAAUUAGAGAAUUUAUCCCAUUUACAAUAGCACCAAAAAUCAUAAGAUACCUUGAAAUAAACCUAACCGAAGAGUUAAAAGAUCUAUACUCGAGAAACCAUAGAACACUUAGGAAAGAAAUUGAAGAAGACACAAAAAAAGGGAUAAACAUUCCAUGCUCAUGGAUUGGAAGAAAACAUUGCUAAAAUGUCUGUACUGCCCAGUGCAAUCUAUACUUUUAAUGCCUCCUGAUCAAAAUACCAUUGGUACUUUUCAAUGUGCUGGAACAAACAGUCCUAAAAUUUGUAUGGAACCAGAACAGACCCUGAGUUUCCAAGGAAAUGUUGAAAAAGAAAAAGCUGGGGGCAUCACAUUGCCUGAUUUCAAGCUAUAUUACAAACAGUGUGGUACUAGCACAAAAAUAGACACAUAGACCAAUGGAACAGCGUAGAGAGCCCAGAUAUGGACAUUCAACUUUGUGGUCAAAUAAUCUUCAACAAAGCAGGAAAAAAUAUCCAGUGGAAGAAAAACAUUCUCUUUAAUAAAUGGUGCUUGGAAAAUUGGACAGCUAUAUACAAAAGAACGAAACUCAACCAUUCUCUUACACCAUACACAAUGAUAAACCCCAAAUGGAUGAAAGGCCUCAAUGUGAGACAGGAACCCAUCAAAAUCCUAGAGAAGAACAUAGGCAGUAACCUCUUUGACAUCGGCUACAGCAACUUAUUUCAACAUGUCUCCAAAGGCAAAGGAAACAAAAGCGAAAAUGAACUUUUGGGACUUCAUCAAGAUCAAAACCUUCUGCACAGCAAAGGAAACAGUCAACAAAACAAGGAGGCAAUCCAUGGAAUGGAAGAAGAUAUUUGUAAAUGGCACUAUAGACAGAGGGCUGAUAUCCAAGAUCUACAAAGAGCUUCUCAAACUCAACACCAAAAAAAAAAAAAAAAAAAAAAAAAAAAAAGUUAAAAAAAUGAGCAGAAGACAUGAACAGACACUUCUCCAAUGAAGACAUAUGGAUGGCUAACAGACACAUGAAAAAAGUGUUCAUCAUCAUUAGCCAUUAGGAAAAUUCAAAUCAAAACCACAUUGAGAUACCACCUUACACCAGUUAGAAUGGCAAAAAUUAACAAGACAACAAGUGUUGGAGAGGAUGUGGAGAAAGGAGAACCCUCUUACACUGUUGGUGGGAAUGCAAGCCAGUGCAGCCACUUUGGAGUGUGGAGGUUCCUCAAAAAUUUAAAAAUAGAGCUACCCUAGGACCUGGAAAUUGCACUACUAUGUAUUUUCCCUAAAGAUACAGAUGUAGUGAAAAGAAGGACAAUUUGCAGCCCAAUGUUCAUAGCAGCAGUGUCCACAAUAGCCAAACUGUGGAAAGAGCUGAGAUGCCCUUCAGCAGACAAAUGGAUAAAGAAGAUGUGGUCCAUAUAUAGUAUGGAAUAUUAGUCAGCCAUAAGAAAGGAUGAAUACCCAGCUUUUGUGUCAACAUGGAUGAACUGGAGGAGAUUAUUCAGAGUGAAAUAAGCAGAGAAAAUCAGUUAUCAUAUGGUUUCACUUACUUGUAGAACAUAAGGAAUAGCAUCGAGGACAUUAGGAGAAGGAAGGGAAAAAUGAAGGGGGGAAUUGGAGGGGGAGAUGAACCACCAAAGACUGUGGACUCCAAGAAACAAACUGAGGGUUUUAGAGUGAAGUGGGUAGGGGGAUGUGUUGACCCAUGGGUUUUAAGGGAACCUUACCCACCAUUGCCAUCAAUGUACAGAAUGAUUUAAUCACCACAAAAAUAUCCCUUGUGCUACCCCUUAUAUUCACCUAUCUUCUCACUCCCCAUGAUUUCUUACACUAGCAAUAAAUAUUUUCUCUAUCUCUACAAUUUUGUCAUUUAGAAAAUAUAAACAUUCGUUACAGUGUAUUAAUAUUUUGAGAUUGCCUUUUUUUCCACUUAGUAUAAUUAGUAUAAUGCCCUUGAGAUUCACACUGCUUGUUUCAUGUAUUAGUAGUUUGUGUACUAUAGUGUGUUUUAAUCAUUGGCUUCUAAUUUAUAUGAUCUAUAGUUUUGUCCCCUUUUCAUUUGAAUAUAUGGUGUGCACUCUUCUUCUUGGUUAGUCUCAUCAGAGAUUUAUCAAAUUUAUUAGUUGGUCUAUACAAUGGACUGCACGUUUUCUAUUUCAUUAAUUUCUGCUAUUUAAAAAAUUUUCUUAUUUCUAUUUUUGUUGGCCUUAAUUUGCUUAUUUAAAAACAUAUAGUGUAUUGAGAAGAUGCUUAAAUCAUUCUUAAAUUUAAAAAACUUUUAAAAUAUUUUAAUUAUUUAUUUGAGUGAAAGAGAGAAAGAGUGAGUACACAAACAGAGUGUAGGGUCAGAGAGAGAAAGAGGGAGAGACAGACUCUCCGCUGAAUAGGGAGCCCUAUGCAGGGCUGGGUCCAAGGACCCUAGAUCAUGACCAGAGCCAAAGGCAGACCCUUCCUUAGCGGACUGACCCACCCACAGGCCCCAGACAUUCUUCUUUUUUAAUAUGUGCAUUUUAGAGUACAAAUUUCCCUCCAGGUGCAGUUCCUGAAUGUCACAUAAAUUUUGAUCUGCUAUGGUUUCAUCACUCAAUACAAAGAGUAUUUUUGGUUUUCCAUUGUAGAUUAUGUACUCAUUUUAAGUGUAUGUAUUGAUUUCCAAACACAAUAUUCUAGUUAUCUUUUUGUUACUGAUUUUCAGCUUAAUUCCAUUGUGGUUAGAGAACAUCUUUGUAUGAUUUAAAGUAUUUGUUAUUAAUGGUGACUUUCUGGCCAGCAUGCAGUCAGUUUUUAUAAAUGCUCUGUGUGUCUUUGAAAGAAUAUAUGUCUGGUAGCAUAGUGCUAUUUAUUUACUAUAUAGGUGGAAUUGUGUUCUUCAAAUAAUUUUUGACCUCUCUCAUUUUGUUUACUCAUUCUAUCAGUUGCUGGGAUAUUUUUGUGAAAAAUCUCUCAUGAUAAUUAUGUAUUAUCCAUAUCUUCUUUAAUUUUUUAAAUUUUUAUUUGUAUUUUUAAAUUUAAAUUCAGUUAGCCAACAUAUUAGACAUUGUGUUCAGUGAUUCAUCAGUUGCAUAUAACACCCAGUGUUCAUCACAACACGUACCCUCCUUAAUGCCUAUCACCCAUUUAUCCCAUUCCCCCACCCACCUCCCCUUCCGUAACCCUCAAUUUGUUUCCCAGAGUCAUUGUCUCCCUCUCUGAUUUCAUCCCAGUUUUCCCUCCCUUCCUCAUGAUCCUCUGCAUCAUUUCUUAUAUUCCACAUAUGAAUGAAGCUAUAUGAUAAUUAUCUUUCUCUGAUUGACUUAGUUCAUUUAGCAUAAUAUCCUUCAGUUCCAUCUACGUUGAUGUACAUGGUACAUAUUCAUCCUUUCUUAUGGCUGAGUAAUAUUCCAUUGUGUAUAUGAACCACAUCUUCUUUAUCCAUUCAUCUGUUGAAGGACAUCUUGACUCCUUCCACAAUUUGGCUAUUGUGGACAUUGCUGCUAUGAACAUUGGGGUGCAGGUGCCCCUUCAGAUCACUACAUCUGUAUCUUUGGGAUAAACAUCCAGUGGCACAAUUGCUAGGUCAUAGGGUAACUCUAUUUUUAACUUUUUGGGAACCUCUAUACUGUUUUCCAGAGUGGCUAUACCAGCUUGCCUUCCCACCAACAGUAUAAGAGGAUUUUCCUUUCUCCACGUCCUCACAGCUUUUACUAUUCUCUGUCUUGUCAAUUUUUGCUAUUCUAGCUGGUGUAAGGUGGUAUCUCAUUGGGGUUUUGAUUUAUAUUUGCCUGAUGACAAGUGAGGAGAAGCAUUUUUUUCAUGUGUCUGUUAGCCAUUUGUAUGUCUUUUUUGGAGAAGUGUGUUCAUGUCUUCUCAUUUCUUGAUGGGAUUAUUUGGGUUUUUGGGGGGGGGCAUUGAGUUUGAGUUUAUAGAUCUUGGAUACUGCCUUUUAUCUGUAAUGUUAUUUGCAAAUAUAGUCUUACAUUCUGUAGGUUGCCUUUUAGUUUUGUUGACCAUUUCCUUUGCUGUGCAGAUGCUUUUUAUCCUGAUGAAGUCCCAAGAGUUCAUUUUUUUGUUUCCCUUACCUUUAGAGAAGGUAGGAAGUUGCUGCAGCCAAAAUUGAAGAGGUUACUGCCUUUGUUCUGUAGGAUUUUGAUGGAUUCUUGUCUCACAUUUGUUUUUUAUGCAUUUUGAGUUUAUAUAUGGUGUAAGAGAAAAGUCCAGUUUCAUUCUUCUGCAUGUGGCUGAAUUUUCCCUGUACAGUUUAUUGAAGAGACAGUCUUUUUUCCAUUGGCUAUUUUUUCCUGCUUUGUCAAAGAUUACUUGACCAUAGAGUUGUGGGUCCAUUUCUGGGGUCUCUAUUCUGUUCCAUUGAUCUAUGUGUCUGUAUUUGUGCCAGUGCCUUGCUGUCUUGAUGAUCACAGCUUUGUAAUACAGCUUGAAGUCAGGCACCAUGAUGUCCCCAGACUUGGUUUUCUUUUUGAAAAUUCCCCUGGUGAUUUGGGGUCUUUUCUGUUUCCAUAGAAAUUUUUGGAUUGUUUGUUCCAGCUCUGUGUAAAAUGUCAAUGGUGUUUUGAUAGGAACUGCAGUGAAUGUGUAGAUUGCUCUGGGCAGCAUAGACAUUUUAACAAUGUUUGUUCUUCCAAUCCAUGAGCAUGAAAUGUUUUUCCAUUUCUUUGUGUCUUCCUCAAUUUCUUUCAUAAGUGUUCUGUAGUUUUUAGGGUACAAUCUUUUACCUCUUUGGUUUGGCUUAUUCCUACGUAUCUUUGGGUUUGGGGGGCAGUUGUAAAUGGGAUUGAUUCCUUAAUUUCUUUUUUCAGUUGCAUCGUUAGUGUAUAGAAAUUGAACUGAUUUGUGUGCAUUGAUUUUGUAUCCUGCCACAUUGCUGAGUUGCUGUAUGAGUUCUAGCAAUUUUGGAGUGGCACCUUUUGGGUUUUCCACUUAAAGUGUCAUGUCAUCAGUGAAGAGUGAGAGUAUGACUUCUUCUUUGCCAGUUUUAAUACUUCAGUAUUUCUUUUUGUUGUCUGAUUGCUGAGGCUGGGAUUUCUAGCACUAUGUUGAAACAUAGUAGCCAAGUGUGGGCAUUCCUGUCAUGUUCCUGACCUUAAGGGAAAAACUCUCAGUUGUUCACCAUUGAGAAUGAUACUCAUUGUGGGCUUUUUUAGAUGGCUUUUAUGAUAUUGAGGUAUGUUCCCUCAGUCCCUAUACUUUGAAGAGUUUUAAUCAAGAAAGGAUGCUAUAUUUUUUCAAAUGCUUUCUGUAUCAAUUGAGAGGAUCAUAUGGUUCUUU